Salvia hispanica is the source of this 1248-nucleotide messenger RNA. NCBI's taxonomy places the organism in Eukaryota, Viridiplantae, Streptophyta, Magnoliopsida, Lamiales, Lamiaceae. The record is from RefSeq and is a predicted model, not a curated record.
AUGAAGAUUUUGGAAGGGGAUUCUGCUGAAUGUGUGUCUGAUUGUGGCAUAUCACUCAGAAGAAGUAAUCGACUUGUUGCCAAAAAUGAUCGUUUAUCGGUAAGAAAAGAGCAGAAACGGAAAGAUAGGCGUGUAGCCGUAAGAGAAGAACGGAAACAAAGAGAUAUUUUGUUAACAACCGAGGAAGAUCUGUUUGCGAAUCUACCGGAAGAGAUGACGAUAGAGAUCUUAGGAAGACUCCCCAUUAGGAGUGUUAUGACGUGCAAGUGUGUUCUUAAAUCAUGGCGCCAUCUGAUUGAGGGGGAUGAGUUUGGGAUGUUGUAUACUCCCAAACCAGGCCUGACUUUCAUUCAUCGGGACAUGAAAAUGAGGUACACUGUCCGCGAUGAGGCAUUAAAGCCACUUUUCCGAUUUGGUUUGCCUUAUAAAGUUUGCCGGCCUGUUCAAAUUGUUUCAGCUAAUGGUUUGCUUUCGGUGUGGGAAACAUACCUUACAACUAUAUUUAUAUGCAAUCCAAUGACUCGUGAGUAUGUCGAGCUCCCUCCACUAUCUAAGGACACGAAUACUCGCUUUUUGGGUGGAUUUGGAGUGAGCAAAACAAGUGGCCAGUAUAUGAUUUUGUUUGUUAAUGACCGUAGUUGUCAUGUAUACACUCUAGGAAGAGGUGCAGGGUUGUGGAGAAGCAUCGUAGCACCGGCACCAGUACCAACACCAGGCAUUGGUUCCCGGUAUAGUGGUUAUGCUGCAUUUUUGAAUGGAAAUCUUCACUACUGGUUGGCAUUUGAUUCGCAAGAAAAUUUCUUUAUUUGUUGCUUUGAUUUGGAAACUGAGCUCUCUACCGGUUUAUCAGUUCCUAGUGAUUAUAGUGGCAAUAGACAUGGCAAAAGGGGGGUUUUUAUUUUGGACGGUCAUCUAUGUUUAUAUUGUAUUUUAGAUUUGCGUACUGUCGUUAUUUGGAAGAUGAACAUCUACGGGGAUGAUAAUUCUUGGAUUAAGGAAUAUAGCUUCAACUUACCCAUAAAAUAUUCAAGCGUGUACCUGCUCAAAGUCUUGGCAAAUGGUGACUUGUUGGCAGCAUCUCCGGAUCGACAAUAUUUCAUCAACCCCAAAAAGAAUGGAGCUCUUUCGAAUGAGACAUAUUAUCAUUCUGAACGUCGUUAUUCUUCCAACAUUGAUGUUUAUACCCCAAGCUUAAUUUCGCUCGCGACCAUGGGGUUUCAUAAUGUCCAGUCGCUAAGUUUUAAUUAG